Messenger RNA from Iphiclides podalirius (scarce swallowtail), 621 nucleotides. The record is from the annotation of a GenBank genome assembly. NCBI's taxonomy places the organism in Eukaryota, Metazoa, Arthropoda, Insecta, Lepidoptera, Papilionidae.
AUGGCACAUAGUCAUUGUAAUCACGGAAACCACGAUCAUGACCACAGCAACGCUGAAGAAAUAGGAGUGCAAUACAAUCUUUUUGAAAAAAUUGAUAAAGAGAAUCUGCAAUGUCUUAAUGAAAGCGUUGAUGGCUCAGGAAAAACUGUUUUUAAGCCUUGGGAAAGACGGUUAGAUUUUUCUCAAUAUGUUGAAAGUGAUGCUGACGAAGAAUUGUUAUUUAAUAUACCAUUUACGGGGAAUGUGAAAUUAAAAGGAAUCAUAAUAGUAUCAGAAGACUCUGAUACUCACCCAUCUAAGUUAAGAUUAUUUAAGAAUAAACCUAAUAUGUCUUUUGAUGAUGUGUCCUUGGAACCUGAUCAAUCAUUUGAAUUACAAAAAGAUUAUGAAGGUGUUAUAGAAUAUACCCCAAAAAUUGUCGCAUUUUCAUCUGUAUCUCACUUAACCAUGCAUUUUCCUGCCAAUUUCGGUGCUGAAACUACAAAAAUCUACUACAUUGGCUUAAAAGGAGAAUGGACACCGGGUCACAGACAUGGAGUCACAAUUUGCACUUAUGAAGCAAGACCUAUGCUAGAUGAUCAUAAAUUAAAACAUUUAGAUUCUAUUAGUAGACCUAUUGAA